This is a messenger RNA of Chelonoidis abingdonii (Abingdon island giant tortoise), 948 nucleotides long. Its product is annotated as olfactory receptor 51E1-like. Gene Ontology annotation, biological process: G protein-coupled receptor signaling pathway. Gene Ontology annotation, molecular function: olfactory receptor activity; G protein-coupled receptor activity. Lineage: Eukaryota; Metazoa; Chordata; Testudines; Testudinidae. The record is from RefSeq and is a predicted model, not a curated record. Gene Ontology annotation, cellular component: plasma membrane.
AUGUCAGAUUCCAACACAACCGAUUUCACCAACCCCUCCACAUUCAUCCUGCUGGGCAUUCCUGGCCUGGAAGCUGCCCAUGUCUGGAUCUCCAUUCCCUUCUGCACGAUGUACAUCAUAGCCAUCUUGGGGAACUUCACCAUCCUGUUCAUUGUGAAGAGGGAGCCGAGCCUCCAUGGCCCCAUGUACUAUUUCCUCUGCAUGCUGGCUGUCACCGACCUGGUCGUGUCUACAUCCAUCCUACCCAAAAUGCUUAGCAUCUUCUGGUUCAAUUCCAGGGAGAUCAGUUUCAGUGCCUGCCUCACCCAGCUCUAUGUCUUUCACUCCUUCUCUUUGAUAGAGUCAGGGAUCUUCGUGGCCAUGGCUUUCGAUCGCUAUGUGGCCAUUUGUGAUCCUCUGAAACAUGCAAUCACACUGACAAACCCUGUGGUGGCUAAGAUCAGCCUGGCCGUGGUGCUGCGUGGCAGCAUUCUCGUAUUACCCUACCCCUUCCUAUUGAGGCAGUGGCCAUAUUGUAGGAACAACAUCAUCCCUCAGUCGUACUGCGCCCACGUGACCGUGGUGAAGCUGGCAUGUGCUGACAUCCGUGUCAAUAGUUACUACGGCCUCUUUGUGCUAUUCUGUGUGAUGGGUCUGGAUGUCGUUUUUAUUAUCGUGUCCUAUUCCCAGAUCCUCAGGGCCAUCUUCUGCCUCCCCACAAAGGAUGCUCGUCUCAAGACUUUUGGGACCUGCAUCUCCCACCUAUGUUCCAUCUUAGUCUUUUACAUCCCAGGUCUCUUCUUCUCUCUCUAUUACCGGUUUAACAAGAAUGUGCCCCUGCAUGUCCAUGUUCUCAUUGCCACUGUGUACCUCUUGCUGCCUCCCACACUAAACCCCAUCAUCUAUGGGGUGAGGACUAAGCAGAUCCAGGACAGGCUGCUCUGGCUCUUUACUUAUAAAGGGACCUAA